Molecule: messenger RNA, 2027 nt
Organism: Acanthaster planci (crown-of-thorns starfish)
Lineage: Eukaryota; Metazoa; Echinodermata; Asteroidea; Valvatida; Acanthasteridae
Gene: trmo
Product: tRNA methyltransferase O
Source: RefSeq, a predicted model, not a curated record
GCAUGGCAUGCCCUCGCUUUGUUUUUAUACAAGGGCCUAGCCUCAAGGCAGGUCAUGUGGCCAUAGCUUCUGCACAGAGUUUGCAUGGUUUCAUGUUAUGCUACAUCCAUGCAAUGAUGCGUGUGUGCGUGGGGGGGGGGUGGGGCAACACAACAGUUGGCGGUUGGGAAUUCCUAAUAAUGGCCUUAAGUAGGCUAGUCAUGAUGGUGUGAAGAAUCAUGAAUGUUUCCUACCUCCAUGAUCUGAUGGAUAAGAGGAUUGCUUGACAUAUCCGCAAAGAUCUGCCAGAAAAACAAUGUGACCUAUUUUCCUAAAAUAAUGAACUUCAUGGCUUCCACUCAAAGUGGCUCUGCAUCUCAGAUGGAUUGCAAAGCAGAGGCAAAAGAAGCUGAGCUGAUGAAACUUUCUGGCUCACCUAUAGGUUUUAUUCAGUCAUGCUUCAAGAGUAAGAAUGGAACACCCCGCCAACCAUCUGUCUGUGCAUUUUCAAGAGCCAAGUUGAGAGUAUUAAAGGAGGUCUUUCCCAAUCCGGAGCAUUCCAUUCAGGGUUUGGCCGAAUUUUCCCAUGUUUGGAUUUUGUUUAUCUUUCACAAGAAUGGUGACAGGAAAUUCACAAAAGCAAAAGUGAAACCACCUCGUUUGGAUGGAGAUAAGGUUGGAGUGUUUGCAACUCGUAGUCCACAUCGUCCCAAUCCUAUAGGACUGACCUUAGCCAAACUGGACAGAAUUGAAGGUAACACUUUGCAUCUAUCUGGUGUUGAUAUCAUCGAUGGCACGCCAGUUCUUGACAUCAAGCCAUAUGUACCCUCAUAUGACAAUCCUGACAGGAUUCAUCACCAUCAGACACCAUCUUUGAACCCAUGCCAUGUGCUCGAUUUCACUGACUUGGGUCCUUCAGAUCCAAUGCUGAGGGAUAACCGAGAUACUAGUGAUGCAGCAUGUUCUGUAAAUGAAAAAAAAGUCUCCAGAGAGAACUUAGUGUCAGUGCUAAAUCAAAAAUCAACUUGCCAUCCAAAUGAUACUUUGUUGAGAAGUCAAAGCAGAGCGACUGAGUCAAAGGUAACCUUAGACAGUCAUGCCCAGAGGCAUGCUUCUGAUUUACAGCAUGUGGAGACUGCAGGCGGCUCUUUACUGGGAGAGAGGAGUGAUGAAUGUUCACAAAGUUCACAGGUCGGAGUUGCUGAUUGGAUCAACAGUCCACCAAUCACAUCACUUGAAGUGAGGUUCACUACUCAUGCUGAAACAGAACUUGAAAAGUUUCAGAAAGACAGUAGUGAUCCAAGUUACUGCCUGGAACUCCUUCUUGACCAGCAAGAAGCAAAGCAAGCCAUCUGCAAUAUUCUAGAAGCUGAUCCUAGAUCAACAUAUCGUCGAAAUAAUUGCAAAGACAGACUGUAUUUUUUCACAGUUGACACACUUCAUAUAACCUGCUGGUUUGGGGUAAAUUUUGUUGAAGUGGUGCGUAUUCAGCCUGUCAAAUUUGCUGAUGAUUUGUGAUUUGCCAAAAGGGAAUAGAACAGGAACCAUGUCUACAAUAGAAAGAACCAGAGAAAGUCAUGACUGUAUUUUCUAAUGACCCUGUAUAAAUGCAAAUUUCCAAUUUCAGUUUGUACGGUUGGAAUUGGAGACAGCCAAAACAGACACGAGUCUCAAAUUGACGUAUAAUAUUGUGCUAGUCAUCCUGAUUAUGACUAGAGCAGGCUAUUUGUAAUGUAGAAACCAUAUUUUAUUGAGUAACAGUAGCACUGUAUAAGAAGUGCAAGAGUUGGAAAAAGCCCAAAGAAUCAUUCAGUGGGAGUAGAGAAUUGUGAGAAGUGUGAAACAUUCACUCAAUGAGAGUAGAUCACUGUUUGGUAUUUCUGUAAACCACUCUGAACAUCACUGCAUUUUGAGUUGGCUUUUACCCGUUCUUAUUUUUCCCUUGAAGUUCUUUAGAGUGUAUGUUGGCUGUUACAGAGCUUCAGGUUUCAAAUCAAUGGCAUGUGGCAUGAGCUGCCAAUGAAGCGAAACUAACCUCAUUAUGUACU